Aspergillus homomorphus CBS 101889 is the source of this 802-nucleotide messenger RNA. RefSeq lists its product as uncharacterized. The record is from RefSeq and is a predicted model, not a curated record. NCBI's taxonomy places the organism in Eukaryota, Fungi, Ascomycota, Eurotiomycetes, Eurotiales, Aspergillaceae. The coding region runs from base 131 to 802 and encodes 223 amino acids. The transcript is spliced from 5 exons.
AUUGAGUCUACCAAGAAGCCAUACCAUCAUCUCUGGGCGAUGGAAAAAUGUUAUAAAGUCUUCAGGAUAGACCCCAUCUUACUGCUGCAAUUCACGCUUCCCAUUAUCAAACUUGGUAUUAUCCGUCAAAAUGAACGCUCUCAUCUCUCUCUCUAAGGCUGGACUCCUUGUCACCUUGGUGUCCGCCGCUGCUGCCGCAUCAUGCUCUACAGAGUCUGGUUUUGAAGUGACAUUCUAUGGAUAUCCUGACAACUCCCCCCCUGGUGCGGAUAUCUCGUACGAUUGCGGUCGUGGCUACACUGCGGGCGGCACCGGUACCCACAAUGAUCCCCUUACCUUCGCUACGGCCCCUGGUGAAUUCAGCAAGUGCCAGGUCAUCUAUUCCCCGUAUCUUCAGAAGUAUCUCCGCUUUGAAGAUGAGUGCGAGCAGUGCACCAGCGACUAUCACGAUGGAAAGCUGCACAUCGACAUCUGGACCGGUUCCAGCACCUCCGAUGGCGGUAGCAAGCAGCUCUCUUGUGAAGAUUCUCUGACUCCCUCGGCAUCUCAAAUUGUUGUGCUCAACCCACCAAGCACCUUGGCCGUCAACUCUGGCGCCCUAUUCUCCUCCGGAACUUGCCAUACUUCCAACACCUAUCCGUCCGCAUCCCGGUCGAAAUCGACCUACUGCAGCGGUUCUUCCUCCUCACCUGGCUCCGGCGGCACUACCUGCGCCUGGGAAGGUCACUGCGAAGGCACUCCCUGCUCCAGCGAUAAUGAUUGUUCCGACCCUUGGUCCUGCAAGAGCGGCGUUUGCGCUUAA